Molecule: messenger RNA, 1424 nt
Organism: Pelecanus crispus (Dalmatian pelican)
Lineage: Eukaryota; Metazoa; Chordata; Aves; Pelecaniformes; Pelecanidae
Source: RefSeq, a predicted model, not a curated record
CAGAAUAGGACCUCCGUCCUCUCCUACAGGAGGAGAGAAAGAGGAAAAUCCUGCUCUGCUAGCCGAGAAUUGUUUCAGGGAACUACUAGGACGUGCAACCUAUGGAAAUAUGAGUAACGCUGUCAGACCAGUUUUUGCGCAUUUAGACCACCAUAGACUAUGGGAUCCCAAUGAGUUUGCUGUUUCCUGCUUCAAAAUCAUCAUGUAUUCUAUACAGGCACAAUAUUCCCACCAUGUAAUACAAGAAAUUCUUGGACACCUUGAUGUUCGCAAAAGGGACUCCCCACGAGUUCGUGCUGGCAUUAUUCAGGUUCUGUUGGAAGCGGUUGCAAUAGCAGCCAAAGGGUCAAUAGGCCCAACGGUUCUGGAGGUUUUCAAUACCUUGUUGAAGCAUUUGCGCAUCAGUGUUGACUUUGAGCUGGGUGAUAGGCGCAGUUCAGCGGGAAGUGCCACUUGCAGCACAAGCUCCAAGGAGAGUGAUGAAAGGAUUGUCCAGAAUGCUAUUAUUCAAACAAUUGGAUUUUUUGGAAGCAAUCUCCCAGAUUACCAGAGAUCAGAGAUUAUGAUGUUCAUUAUGGGAAAAGUACCUGUUUUGGGGACAACUUCACAAUCACUGGAUACCAGUCACCUUGGAGAUUUGGGAACUAGGAGGAUUCAAAUCAUGUUAUUGAGAUCUUUACUUAUGGUGACUUCAGGAUACAAAGCAACAACGAUAACUAAUGCACUUCCUCCCCCGUUUCUGGACCCGUUAUUGUCUCCUUCACUCAUGGAAGACUCUGAGCUAAGGCAGCUGGUCUUGGAAAUACUGCAUAACCUCAUUGAUCGGCAUGACAACAGGGCAAAGCUCAGAGGGAUACGAAUAAUACCAGAUGUUUCUGAUCUAAAGAUAAAACGAGACAAAAUUUCAAGGCAAGAUGUGAGCUUCAUGAAAAAGCAUGGUCAGCAGUUAUACAGACACAUCUACUUAGGCUGUAAAGAAGAAGACAAUGUCCAAAAAAACUUUGAACUGCUGUUUACAUCUCUAGCUCUUACCACAAUUGAACUAGCCAAUGAAGAAGUGGUUAUUGACCUCAUUCGAUUAGCUAUUGCUUUGCAGGAUGUUGCCAUUAUCAAUGAGGAUAAUCUGCCAAUGUUUAAUCGUUGUGGUGUCAUGGCAUUGGUUGCAGCGUAUCUAAACUUUCUGAGCCAGAUGAUUGCAGUUCCUGCCUUUUGUCAGCAUGUCAGUAAGGUCAUCGAAACUAGAAGUCUGGAAGCACCUUAUUUUCUACCAGAAACAAUUUUCAAAGACAAAUGCAAUCUUCCAAAAUCUUUAGAGAAGCAUGAAAAAAAUUUUUUUUUCCUGACAAACAAGAUUGCAGAAUCAUUAGGAGGCAGUGGAUACAGUGUGGAAAGAUUGUCAGUUCCAUAUGUACCCCAGGUAACAG